AUGAGCCAGAAAGAAGAAGAAAUGGAGGAUAGCCCUCCGCCACUCUGCGUCACCUGCGGCCAAGCGCAUUUACCGGAAGAAAACCACUUGUACAGCUACACCGAAGAAGUAGAUGAUGACCUGAUGUGCCACAUUUGCCUGCAACCCUUGCUCCAGCCGUUAGACACGCUCUGUGGUCACACCUUCUGCGCAGCCUGCCUUACCAACUUCCUGGUGGAAAAAGACUUCUGCCCCAUGGACCGCAAGCUUGUGAUCCUCCAGACGUGCAGGAAGUCCAGCAUACUGGUGAAUAACCUCCUGGACAAGCUAAUGGUUAGCUGCCCUUUCACAGAACACUGCUCGGAGGUCAUGCAACGCGGUCACCUCGAACAGCAUUUCCAAACCCAAUGUAAAGGAGCAUCCCACUAUGGCCUUACCAAGGAACGGAAGAGGCGUUCCCAAGACUGCUCUCCAGACCAUGGCUCCAGCUUGGCAGUAGCUGCCCUGGGCCCCGAGCUCUCAGCAGCUGCGGCCAUCGCCUUAAUGACAGAUGAGCCAGGGCUGGUGAACCCAGCCUUCAGCCCCACCUCGGAGGACAGCCAGUCGGGCAGCAGCCCCGGAGACCUGCAUCGCAGCAACCGAAACAGAACUCGACACUUUGAACGCUCCACUAUAAGAAGCAGAUCUUUUAAAAAAAUCAACAAGGCGUUCAGUGUUCUUCGAAGGACAAAAAGUGGAAGUGUGGUUUCCAACCAGGCUGACCGGCAAAGGGAGGCUGUUGGAAACCCUGCUGCUGGAGAGGAAGGUUUUCCCAGGCUGUAUCACCUGAUUCCAGAUGGGGAAAUUACCUGCAUUAAGAUCAACCGUACAGAUCCCCAGGAAAGCCUGGCCAUUAGGAUCGUGGGAGGCAGCGAGACUCCUCUGGUUCACAUCAUCAUACAGCACAUUUAUCAAGACGGGGUGAUCGCCAGAGAUGGAAGAUUGCUGCCUGGAGACAUGAUAUUAAAGGUAAAUGGCAUGGACAUCAAAAAUGUGCCUCACCACUACGCCCUGUCCAUCCUGAAGCAACCCUGCCACGUGCUCCGGCUGACGGUGCUCCGAGAGCAGCGGUACCGAUGCCGGAACAGCGGGCUGUCCCUCGACGCUCACUGCAACAGGGACGACAGUUUCCACGUUGUGCUAAACAAAAGCAGCCCGGACGAGCAGCUGGGAAUAAAGCUGGUCCGCAAGGCCGACGAACCGGGGGUUUUUGUUUUCAACUUGCUGGAAGGCGGCGUGGCUGCCCGGGAUGGACAGCUUCAGGAGAACGACCGGGUGCUGGCCAUCAACGGGCACGACCAUCGCCAUGGCAGUCCGGAGAGCGCAGCCCAGCUGAUACAGGCCAGCGAGAAGCAGCCAUGUCCCACCGAGAGGAACAACCCCAGCAAGAGCGCCCUUCAUGCUGUCACCUGUCACGAGAAGGUGGUGGCUGUCCGGAAAGAUCACACGGAGUCGCUGGGAAUGACUGUAGCUGGUGGAGCAUCCAACCGGGAAUGGGAUUUACCUAUCUACGUGAUAAGUGUUGAACCUGGAGGAGUUAUCAGCAGAGACAGCAGGAUAAAAACAGGUGACGUCCUCCUGAACGUAAACGGGAUCGACCUGACGGGGGUCAGCCGGAGCGAGGCCGUCGCCCUGCUGAAGAACACCAACUCAUCGGUGGUGCUCAAAGCCCUGGAGAUGAGGGCGUUCGAAGCCCGGGAGGAGCGGGGGCACCUUCCUCACCGUUGGUAUUUGUACAGCUGCAGAGAAAUCGUCUUACGCAGAAACACGUCUGGAAGUCUUGGCUUCAGCAUCGUCGGGGGUUACGAGGAACACACCGGGAGCAAACCCUUCUUUAUUAAAUCCAUUGUUGGGGGAACACCAGCAUAUCAUGACGGCAGAAUUAGAUGCGGCGACAUCCUGCUCGCUGUCAACGGCAGGAACACGUCGGGGAUGAUGCACGCCUGCUUGGCGAGGAUGCUCAAAGAACUGAAAGGCAAAAUCACUCUCACCAUUGCGUCCUGGCCUGGCACUUUUUUAUAA
Messenger RNA from Opisthocomus hoazin, 2040 nucleotides. The record is from RefSeq and is a predicted model, not a curated record. Lineage: Eukaryota; Metazoa; Chordata; Aves; Opisthocomiformes; Opisthocomidae.